This is a messenger RNA of Anopheles merus, 4099 nucleotides long. Its product is annotated as E3 ubiquitin-protein ligase SHPRH. Gene Ontology annotation, cellular component: nucleus. Gene Ontology annotation, molecular function: ATP-dependent chromatin remodeler activity; ATP binding; ubiquitin protein ligase activity. NCBI's taxonomy places the organism in Eukaryota, Metazoa, Arthropoda, Insecta, Diptera, Culicidae. Gene Ontology annotation, biological process: protein polyubiquitination; DNA damage response. The transcript is spliced from 3 exons. The record is from RefSeq and is a predicted model, not a curated record. Bases 102 to 4043 code for a protein of 1313 amino acids.
UCAGUAAACAAAACUGUUGUCGGCUUCCCGCGGUUGGAAAUGAUUACGGAAAAAAUCUACGGCAGCAUUUUGGUGUGAAAUCCACACAAGAACCGUACAAAAUGAGCUACAGCUUGUUGGACAUUGCUGUUUCAAAAAACAAUCUUGUAAUCAGCGAUAGCUCCAACAGCGACGAUAGUGAUCAACCAUCAACAUCCAGCACCGCACCGGCGGCACCAACAUUUACGUACAAAGGCAAGAAGUACACACAGCUAGACCCGCAAUUGAAAGUGAAACCAAUCCUACGCGAUGUCGAACGCAUUCCGGAGUACAGGCUGGUAGAGAGAAACGAGCCAGACGGUUGGACUCUCUCCAUUACUCUGCGAAUGCGACGGCGGGAUGAGCCCACCGAUGAUGCCUGCAUCCGGCACAGGCAGCGCAUGGUUGAGCUUUUGUUCGAAGAAAUCGACCGGCAAUCGUUCAUCGAGGAGGAGCUGACGCAGAAACUACCAUCCUCAACCGAGGAAGACAGCAACGAACCGCUCUCCAUACAAGAGUUUUACAAUCAAUUACGAUUGCGCCAUCGAACGCAAGCGGGUAAUAAAAGCUCGAAGGAAUUGGUAAUUCCACUGUUGCGCCCCGAAUUGCGUUUGUAUCAAGAGCAAGCGAUCAGUUGGUUGCUUAAGCGGGAAACCGUCGUAGAUCGAUUGCCCGGCCAGUACGUUCUGCUUCGUUGCCGUGCCCAGCCAGAGGUGAGUUUUUACAUGGAUCUGUACGACUGUACGAUAAGCGAUAAGAAACCGAACCCAAAAAUACCCGCCGGUGGUAUACUGGCCGAUGAGAUGGGUAUGGGCAAAACGGUCGAAAUCCUUGGCCUAAUGCUGCUGAACCCGAAGAAACAAGACUCGCCCAAGGAGCUCCCGGAGCCCCAGGAGCCUAACGAAGUGAAAGUUAAGGCGACGAAAAAUGAAGGUGAACUGAGGUGCUUGUGUGCUAGCACACUGACCAAGAAAACGAUUGCCUGCCGUAAGUGUGGCCGGCUGCAGCAUCGCAAGUGUGUUUUGAACCAUUUUACCCAGCCAAAAGAGCAGUACAUCUGUCCCGAAUGUUGGCGUACGCAGCCGAUGGUCAAAUCCGGUGCUACCAUCAUCGUAUCGCCCGCCUCGAUCAAGCACCAGUGGGAAAGCGAAAUCCGCAAGCACGUGACCGAUCCGAACUUUCGCGUGUUCAUCUACAACGGCAUCGCGGACAAAUGGAUCAGCCCGCAGGAUCUCGCUGCGUACGACGUCGUGCUGACGGACUACACCGUGCUCAGUCCGGAAAUCUAUCGCGUGCCGGAGUACGCUCGAAGCUCCCGGCACGAGCAGCGCUUUCUCAAACCGUCCACCCCGCUCACGAUGAUCCACUGGUGGCGCGUCGUGCUGGACGAAGCGCAAAUGGUCGAGAGCGUGAACAAUAACGCGGCCAAGAUGGUCAAAGCCCUGCCGACCAAGCACCGCUGGGCCGUGACCGGUACGCCGAUCGAAAAGACGAUCAACAAUCUGCACGGGCUGGUCAGCUUCCUGGACUACGAGCCGUACUCUUACUGGCCCACGUGGAAAGCGUACGCGGAACGCUUCCAGCAGGGAAAUGCCGAACCGCUGCUCACGAUGAUGGCGCGCGUCAUGUGGCGAACGUGCAAGCAUUCCGUCUUCGAUCAGCUAGACAUUCCGCCGCAAACCGAGCGCAUCCACCACAUCCAGAUGUCGGAUCUGCAGAACUACUUCUACCGCUGCGAGCAUCUCGCCUGUGCGCAGGCAUUCAACGAGAAGGCGCGCCGUAUCGGAGCCAACGAGCGGAUGGCACAGAUGAACAUCUCCACGCUAAAUCAGCUGCUGGAACCGCUGCGCAAGCUGCGCCAGGAUUGCACCAUUCCGUCCGUGUUGGGCGUGGGUCAGUCGGCACUGCAGGGCAAGAAGCUGCUGACGCCGGCCGAACUGCACGAGCAUCUAAUUGCCUGCAACAUUAACGAGUGUAAGGGCAAGCUGCGAUCGGUCGUGUCAUCGCUGAACGGUAUGGCGGCGGUCGAGAUCCUGCAGGAGCAUUACGAUCAAGCAUUCCGGCUGUACCAGGCGAGUCUGCGGUGCGCCGACGACUAUCAGGGUGCGAUCAGUGUGGACUCGCUGCUCCAGAUCCAUGCGCUGCACAAUCUGCUCGAUUUGGUGCGCACUUUUGAGGAGCAACUAAGUCCCAGCUCGAAGCUUACGGCGGAACAGAUCGCUGCGUACGAAGAGCGACGCUCCAAGCUGGAAGGACGCUACAUUGAGCAGUACGCCAACAAGGUGCGUUCGAUCGAGGCUACACUCCGUCCGGCGACGGAAAAGGUGGAUGAAUUGAUCAACGGCAAUGGCAGCUCCCAGCGGUUACAGCUCGAGGGAGAAUGGUGGCGCGAUCUGUUCGCCCUGUUCGAGCAAAGUCCCCAGCGCCACUCGGCCAUCCAAACGCGCGUACUGCUCGACCAAAGCUUGAUCGGCAACACGGGCGUCAAUUCGUGGCGAACGCUUGACCUCUGGCUUGUGAACUGGUUGGAUGGGCUGCUGGAACGACGCAGUUCCCUUGUGAAGGGCUUCCAAUCGUUGGGCUUCUUUGUGGAGUAUUUGCAACCGGACAGGACGGACUGGUCGCAGGAGGCACGUGCCCGAAUUGAUGAGCUGGUACGGACGGCGUUCGCGUGCCAUCUCGAUCCGGCCCUGUUCGAAGAGGAUGAGUUCGGAGUACGCAAGAAGGAGCGCCAAGAAGCGAAGGGCUUACCGGGUCCACCCGUUUGCUUACUGUGCAAGGUAAAGGACAAGCUGAAUGAGCUGGAAUCGGCACUGUUCCAGAUUCGAAAGACACAGGUCGCAACCGGCGGAUUGUGGCAGGUUUCGCGACAAGAAUCAGUACUAAAGCUGAUACAUGCGUAUGCAAAGCGACUGGAACAGGACAGUACCGUAUGGAGCAGGAUGGUGUCGCAGGACACGAUCGUCGAAAGUGAUCGGUUCAUUGCGUUUCUCGAGCGCGCUAAGGUCGAGUUUAAGGAGUACUCACAGUAUUGGGUAGAGAUUAACUACACCGUCGCAGCGUACGACGAGCUGACCAUGUGUAAGUCUCGCCUGCAGCUGCUCACACUAGCGGAACGGCGCGAGAUAGAGAAGAAGAAGAAAAAACCGUCCCCAUUGCAAGUACUGGAAUGCGAACUGGCCGAUACGCUGGCCGAGCUGCAGCUCACCAAAGCGGAGGCAGAGCGUGAUUUCGUACGGCUGAAGGGUACGCGCAAGUAUCUCGAACAUUUGGGCUCGCGGAAGGAGCUCGAACCAUGCCCGAUCUGUCACAGCAUCCCGGAGGGCAGGUAUGCCGUGCUGCAGUGCGGCCACCAUCUGUGUAGCAUCUGUUUGAUGCGCAUUUUCCAGCUAGCUCGAGCGCACGGGAACAUGACCACGUGUGGUAUCUGCCGGCAUGAGCAACACGUGAAAGACAUCCAGUACGUACAGCCGACCGAUCCCGUUCACAAGAUCCGGGGCAACUUUUCCAACAAAGUGUCCAAAAUCGUGCAAACGGCACUGGAGCUGGUAGCGGACGAUCCGUCCGUUAAGAUCGUCAUCUUCUCCCACUGGGAACCGAUACUGACCGAGGUGGGUGUGGCGCUUGCCGCGAACGGUAUCACGUUGCGCGAAAAGUCGGCCAAAUUCUUUCAGUGUGUGGCAGAUUUUAAGGAUCCGGCGAAGGGAAUCACCUGCCUACUGCUGCCACUGCGCUUUGGUUCGAAGGGAUUGAAUCUAACCGAGGCGACGCACGUGUUUCUGGUCGAGCCGAUACUGAACCCCGGGGAGGAGAUGCAAGCAAUCGGGCGCGUGCAUCGUAUCGGCCAGACGCGGCCCACGUUUGUGCAUCGGUUCAUUAUGCUGAACACGAUCGAGACGACGAUCCAUGAGACGAUUCAGGGCGAUCGGAGUGGACGAUGGUGGUCGAAGGAUGUUACCGUAGAGCAGCUGGCGCAGCUGUUCCGGCUGGACCAAGACGACGGCAGUGAGCUGCCAGCACUGUAACGUACGAUGAGCUCGUACACACAAAAUUAACAACAAAAAAAACACGUACAAUUGCG